This is a messenger RNA of Papilio polytes (common Mormon), 1155 nucleotides long. RefSeq names its product beta carbonic anhydrase 1 (gene CAHbeta). Bases 25 to 789 code for a protein of 254 amino acids. Gene Ontology annotation, molecular function: zinc ion binding; carbonate dehydratase activity. The transcript is spliced from 5 exons. Lineage: Eukaryota; Metazoa; Arthropoda; Insecta; Lepidoptera; Papilionidae. The record is from RefSeq and is a predicted model, not a curated record.
UAUUAGAUUAGGCAUAUUAUUAAAAUGGAGAGAAUCUUGCGAGGUAUUAUGAGAUAUCGAGUGCUUGAUAGAGCGAGCAUGGUAAACCAAUUUCAAGAAGUACGCGACAAUCCAGUGCCCAAAGCAAUUUUUUAUACAUGCAUGGACAGCAGGAUGAUUCCCACAAGAUUCACAGAAACAAGCGUCGGCGACAUGUUUGUGGUGCGAAAUGCUGGAAAUCUUAUUCCGCAUUCUGAAUAUUUUGUAGAUGAAAUGACAAGUUGUGAACCAGCAGGACUAGAGCUAAGCUGUAUCGUAAAUGAUAUAAGGCAUGUUAUAGUUUGCGGGCAUAGCGACUGCAAAGCAAUGAAUCUAUUAUAUAGACUUAAGAGUAAAGAAGAAUCUAAUCUCGAACAACGAAGAAUAUCUCCCCUUAAGUCGUGGAUAUGUGCGCAUGGCAAAACCAGCCUGAAUAAAUUUCUACAAAUGAAUGGUGACUUUGAUAAGCCUAUGUUAUUCACAGCUGAAACUCCACAACGAAAAUUUGUUGCCUAUAUCGAUCCAGAAAAUAAAUUUUGCAUUGAAGAUAAACUAUCACAGGUCAACACUCUGCAACAGUUACAAAAUAUAGCUUCAUACGGAAUGUUAAAGAAGCGAUUGGAGAAACACGAUUUACACAUUCAUGCACUUUGGUUUGAUAUAUACACUGGGGAUAUUUUUUACUUCAGUAGACGAGCUAAAAGGUUUAUUAUAAUAGAUGAAUCGACAUAUGAAAGUAUUUUGGCUGAAAUCCGACGAUAUUAUUCAUAGUGGUAAUUCGCGAAUCAACGUUGACACCCAGGUGUAACUCUAAACCUAAUAAAAAAUAUGUAUAAAGUCCAAGAUGGGACCAAAUUUUAUGUAAUAGGAACUAUAGAAAGCACGAUAGUUAUUGGUAAUUUGCCAUAUUCUAGAAAUUAAUGAAAAUGUCGCAGUUAUCCUAUGUCUAAAGCGUAAUCUGUCUCAGUCUUGAUUGUCGCUACAAACCUAGUACAAUCUGUUUCUACAAAUGGAAAUGAAUAUUAUAUACAAACUUUAUAAAUAAUACAUACACCGAGAUGUAUCUAUCAAUUCCAAAUGUAAUUAACGUGGUUUUUUUACAUAUAUUCACGUGGUUUAUACAGUUUAUGUUUUAAA